AUGAGUGCUUUUCCUAACCAUUAUCAUGCUAGGCUAGUCGCGGAGAAGGACUCCAAAGCAUGUACGCUAUGUUUUAAGCCAACAACCACGGUGCUAAUAUCACAGAACAAGGUUGACUUCUUUUAUGUUUGCCCUCUGCAUUUGAAGGACGAACAUUUUAGCAGUCCCAUACACCCAGACGAGUACAAGGAGCUCGAAACCAAGAAGGGGGAAUUAGGCAGAAAGAUUGAAGAGUCCCGUAAGCGAGUAGAGAGACUCAAGCCGUAUACAUGGAACUUUUUGAGCAGUAUGCUGGGGAGUAAGAAGGCUGAAGGAACAGAUCAGGAUAAGGAUAAGGAUAAGGAUAAAGAUACAGAAAAGGAUAAAGGCAAAGAAUCAUACGAAUCUGCAAAACAAGAUUUAAAGGGACUAGAAGGGGAAUUGAACGAAAUUAAUAGUGGCAUUAGUAACUAUAAAUUUAAGGAUUAUACACUAAAUAAAGAUAUCUAUCGCAUGCGGACUCAGAACUACGUUCAGUCGAAGGUACGAGCCAAAAAACAACAGGAAAUGCAUAAGCCAGGAUUUUUUCCAUCAACACCACAGCACAAGGUGGAUAGUGCGGACCAGUAG
Debaryomyces fabryi is the source of this 609-nucleotide messenger RNA. RefSeq lists its product as uncharacterized. The record is from RefSeq and is a predicted model, not a curated record. NCBI's taxonomy places the organism in Eukaryota, Fungi, Ascomycota, Pichiomycetes, Serinales, Debaryomycetaceae. The transcript has a single exon. Bases 1 to 609 code for a protein of 202 amino acids. Gene Ontology annotation, cellular component: endosome. Gene Ontology annotation, biological process: vacuolar transport.